Molecule: messenger RNA, 546 nt
Organism: Penaeus monodon (black tiger shrimp)
Lineage: Eukaryota; Metazoa; Arthropoda; Malacostraca; Decapoda; Penaeidae
Product: calphotin-like
Exons: 2
Coding region: 1-546 (181 amino acids)
Source: RefSeq, a predicted model, not a curated record
AUGCCCAUAGCCCUUACCAUGAUCGCUGUGCCCAUAGCCCUUACCAUGGUCGCUGUGCCCAUAGCCCUUCCCAUGGUCGCUGUGCCCAUAGCCCUUACCAUGGUCGCUGUGCCCAUAGCCCUUCCCAUGGUCGCUGUGCCCAUAGCCCUUCCCAUGAUCGCUGUGCCCAUAGCCCUUCCCAUGGUCGCUAUGCCCAUAGCCCUUACCAUGAUCGCUGUGCCCAUAGCCCUUCCCAUGGUCGCUGUGCCCAUAGCCCUUACCAUGGUCGCUGUGCCCAUAGCCUUUACCAUGGUCGUUGUGCCCAUAGCCCUUCCCAUGGUCGCUGUGCCCAUAGCCCUUCCCAUGGUCGCUGUGCCCAUAGCCCUUACCGUAACCACUAUAACCAUACCCACCCUCCUGGUGGCUACCCUUAUGGCUCCCAUGGUCUCUCAGCUUAAAGCGGUCGUCGCGCUCGCCGUCCCUGCCAUGGUAGCUGUAGGAGUCGAAGUCGUCGUAAAAUUCCCUGUUCUCGUCGAAGAGUACAAGUACAGGGCUUUAGAAGCGUGA